CAAUGUUCCUGAGGCAACCAGAAGCGUUGUUUGGGACAGAGUGACCAGUACUGCCCCGCUGAUCGUGCCUGGAUGACCGCCCAGUGACCCUCCCUUCACUCUACCCGCCUUCCUGCUCAGCCAGGCAGUGGGCACCAUGGCACAAACGGACGUGCUCCUGACUAAGGAGCCAGCCCCACAGUCAAUCCAGGCCUGUGAGCUGCCGCACAAAGAGUAUGAUGUGGCCUGCAAUACUGGUGCCUACACAUCCUCGGGUCUGGCCACCGCUGGCUUCCGCACAGCCAAAUACCUAAUGGACGAGUGGUUUCAGAACUGUUACGCCCGCUACCACCAGGCCUUUGCAGACCGGGACCACUCUGAGCGGCAGCGGCAUGAGAGCCGGCAGCUGGCAGCCGAGACUGAGGCGCUGGCUCAGCGCACGCAGCAGGACUCCACGCGAAAGGUUGGAGAACGCCUGGAGGACAUGCAUUGCUGGAAGUCAGAGCUGCAGCGAGAGAUAGACGAGCUGUCUGCCGAGACUGACCUGUUGCGGGCCCAGAAACGGCGGCUAGAGCGCGCCCUGGACGCCACUGCUGUGCCCUUCUCCAUUGCCACCGACAACCUACAGUGCCGAGAACGCCGCCAGCAUCCAGACCUUGUGCGGGACUACGUGGAAGUGGAGCUGCUGAAGGAAACUGAGCUCAUCAAGAACAUCCAGGAGCUCCUGAAGAGGACCAUCUCACAAGCCGUGGGCCAGAUACGGCUGAACUGGGAACACAAGGAGACCUGUGAGAUGGAUUGGUCAGACAAAGUGGAGGCCUACAACAUUGACGAGGCCUGCUCCCACUACAACAAUGAGAGCACCCAGGUGCAGUUCUACCCGCAUUCCGGCAAGUUCGAGGAGAGUGCCUCCACUCCCGAGACGUGGGCCAAGUUUACUCAGGAUAAUCUGCUUCGAGCCGAACGCGAGCGGCUAGCUUCGGUUAACCUGCGGAAGUUAAUUGACUGCAUCCUGCGGGAUACGGCCGAGGACCUGCGGCUGCAGUGCGAUGCAGUGAACAUGGCUUUCUCACGCCGCUGCGAAGAGCUGGACGACGCCCGCCACAAACUGCAGUACCAUCUGCAAAAGACGCUGAGGGAGAUCGCUGACCAGGAGCACCAGGUGGCAGCCCUGAAGCAGGCCAUCAAAGACAAGGAGGCUCCUCUGCGUGUGGCCCAGACCCGCCUGUACCAGCGGUCACUCCGGCCCAACGUGGAGUUGUGCCGGGACGCUGCACAGUUCAGGUUGCUGAGUGAGGUGGAGGAGCUAACCAUGUCCCUCAACUCGCUGAAGGAGAAGCUUCAGGACGCCGAGCAGGCUCUGCGGAACCUGGAGGACACACGCAUGAGCCUGGAGAAGGACAUUGCCGUCAAGACCAACAGCCUCUUCAUCGACCGCCAAAAGUGUAUGGCCCACCGCAACCGCUACCCCAGUGUCCUCCAGCUGGCCGGCUACCAGUGACUGGGGCUGGCACCUGGCCACAUGAUCUCAUCCAAAUAAAGAGCACCUUAGUUUCCCACCUA
Molecule: messenger RNA, 1542 nt
Organism: Myodes glareolus (Bank vole)
Lineage: Eukaryota; Metazoa; Chordata; Mammalia; Rodentia; Cricetidae
Gene: Tekt4
Product: tektin 4
Biological process (GO): cilium assembly; cilium movement involved in cell motility
Cellular component (GO): microtubule cytoskeleton; nucleus; sperm flagellum
Source: RefSeq, a predicted model, not a curated record